AUGUCAACAACGGUCUCGUCGCCUCCGUUAUCGAUUGAUGGCUUGAUUGAGUUGUCCACAGACCCUGAGACAACUAGAACAGCUUUGUCCCUGGCCUCCAUCCCUUUGACUUAUGGAGACCCCAACGGAAGCGAUAAUCUGCGACAGGCAAUUGCUUCCCUCUAUGAGAACCGAAAUGUGACAAAGGAGCACAUCAUAACGACAAGUGGAGCUGUGGCUGCUAAUCAUAUUGUUUUUUCCGCACUGAUACGACCCGGUGAUCAUAUCAUUUGCAUGUAUCCGGUCUAUGAACAACUAUACAAGAUCAGCCAGUCGUUAGGUGCUGAGGUCACAUUUUGGAAGCUCGACAAAGACAACGGUUGGGCUGCUAACAUGCAAAAUAUCCGCCAAGAAAUUCGCAAAAACACUACAAUGAUCAUCCUAUGCAACCCGAAUAACCCUACGGGUGCAUAUUUAUCGACUGCUGUGCAGAGCUCGGUCCUUGAACUGGCACAAGCACAUGACAUCAUUUUGAUGGUUGAUGAGGUUUUCAGACCGAUGUUCCACUUUCUCAAAGAUGGCGAGAAGGAGCCCGUCUCUUUCCUUGAAAGCGGGUAUGAAAAGUGUAUCGUCACGAGCUCUUGCAGCAAGUCAUUUGGUAUCCCUGGUAUCCGAGUCGGCUGGAUUGCAACACUAGCCAAUGACUUCUUACGUCGUUUCACUCAGAUUUGCAACUAUACAACUAUAAGUGUUGGGCAACUCCACGAAAUAAUUGCUGCAGAAGCACUCUCGUCCAGAUGCCGCCAACGUCUGAUCCAAAGGAGUCUCAACAUGGCGAAGGCCAAUCUUACCUUCCUUGCUGAAUUUGUUGCCGAGCACCCACAGGUCACUUGGACACCUACUCAUGCUUCAACCUCAACACUGAUAAGACUUCACUACAAGGAUGGACGUCCUCUACAAGAUCAGGAAUUUGCUCUACAGUUUGUGAAGGCCAAAAAUAUACUAUUCUGCCCCGCCAGCCUUUGCUUCGAGGAGUACGACCAAGGAAGCCUUCAGGGUUAUCUGCGUUUGGGGUUCGUGAUGCAUCCGGAGACGUUUCGUUAUGGCAUGAAGGAGCUUGCAGAAUUUCUGGAGGUGGACUCGGAUUUGCAAUAG
This is a messenger RNA of Penicillium arizonense, 1134 nucleotides long. RefSeq lists its product as uncharacterized. The record is from RefSeq and is a predicted model, not a curated record. The coding region runs from base 1 to 1134 and encodes 377 amino acids. The transcript has a single exon. NCBI's taxonomy places the organism in Eukaryota, Fungi, Ascomycota, Eurotiomycetes, Eurotiales, Aspergillaceae. Gene Ontology annotation, biological process: biosynthetic process. Gene Ontology annotation, molecular function: catalytic activity; pyridoxal phosphate binding.